Otolemur garnettii (small-eared galago) is the source of this 1032-nucleotide messenger RNA. RefSeq names its product leucine-rich repeat-containing protein 51. The record is from RefSeq and is a predicted model, not a curated record. NCBI's taxonomy places the organism in Eukaryota, Metazoa, Chordata, Mammalia, Primates, Galagidae. Gene Ontology annotation, molecular function: protein binding. Bases 379 to 951 code for a protein of 190 amino acids. The transcript has 6 exons.
GAGAAGGGGGUGUCACUAUUUCCGGACCCCGGCUGGACCGGGAAGGUCAAGGGAACUUCAAAUCCCAGCAGCACUCGCAGCCUGGUAGCCCCCGCCCCCGAGAACUACAGGUCCCGGUAGGCAUCUUGGCAGCACUUCCGGCGCCAGUCGGUACGUGGUGACGAAAUAGUUGCCAUGGAGUUUCGCGGUGUAACCGUGAGAUAGUGGGACGUCGAGGCUGGAGAGGAAGCAACUGCUGGGGGUAUUUCCAUUUUAACAGGGAACAAUCCCUGAACCCAAAGGAAUGAAUCCCUAAUGGUGGACUUUCAGGCAUCAGCGACAGAGUGGACCCAGACUCCCAGGGUACAUGCUUGCAUCUGAUGAAUGAUGGCCUGAAAUAUGAGCAAACAGGAGAACGCUUCAGCGCAGGAGCCCCCUCUCGACUACUCCUUCAAAAGCGUCCAAGUCAUCCAAGAUCUAGUAACCGAGGAGCCAAGAACAGGGCUACGACCACUGAAGCACUCAAAGUCGGGGAAGUUGCUGACCCAGUCUUUGUGGCUGAAUAACAACGUCCUCAAUGACCUGAAAGACUUCAACCAGGUGGUUUCACGGCUGCUAGCCUACCCAGAGAACCUGGCCUGGAUUGACCUGUCCUUCAAUGACCUGACUUCCAUUGACCCUGUCUUAGCAACUUUCUUCAACCUGAGUGUCCUCUAUCUUCAUGGCAACAGCAUCCAUCGCCUAGGGGAGGUGAACAAGCUGGCUGUCCUCCCUCGACUCCGAAGUCUAACACUCCAUGGAAACCCCAUAGAGGAGGAGAAGGGGUAUAGGCAAUAUGUGCUGUGCACCCUGCCCCGUAUCACUACAUUCGACUUCAGUGGGGUCACCAAAGCAGACCGCACUACAGCCGAAGUCUGGAAACGCAUGAACAUCAAGCCCAAGAAGGUCAGGAUCAAGCAGAAUGCACUGUAAGGUUCCCAGGACCCCAGCAGUCCUAAAGGCCUGAAGAUGGUCACCUUGGCUUGAUAAUAAAUGAUUUGAGCUGUUCAGCAA